Molecule: messenger RNA, 2021 nt
Organism: Hyla sarda
Lineage: Eukaryota; Metazoa; Chordata; Amphibia; Anura; Hylidae
Gene: LYZ
Product: lysozyme
Exons: 5
Coding region: 176-601 (141 amino acids)
Molecular function (GO): lysozyme activity
Source: RefSeq, a predicted model, not a curated record
AAAUAUCGAUGUGAUCCACUCCGUCAGCCAUCUUCUGCCGCAACUCGCCCUGCAAGCCAGGCACCGAGCGCCGCGAGCUGGGCGAAUGGAGGGGGAAGGCUAGCCAAGCGGGAAUGUGUGCGUCACUUCCGGUAUAAAAAUAACUUGAUGUAUCCAGUAAUAGAAAAGUGGUUAUAUGGCACACAAUCUUCAUGAAAUCAUCAAACAGUGUUUGUAUGACGCUGUGCACACAGAAAGAAUAGGAGCCACGGUGAGAGGAAUGCCUGGAGCUUCGGGGGAACGAUGGAGAUGGGUUUGCACUGCAUUCUAUGAGAGCUCCUUCAACACAGCCAGCAAAAACUUCAACCCAGGCGACAACAGUACUGAUUAUGGCAUUCUCCAAAUAAACAGUCGAUGGUGGUGUAAUGAUUUCAAGACCCCCAGACCUCACAAUGCUUGCAACAUCAACUGCCAAGCAUUGCUGUCAGAUGAUAUAACUGAAUCUGUGAAAUGUGCAAAGCGUGUUGUGAGUGAUCCCAAUGGUAUGAAUGCAUGGGUUGCAUGGAGAAACCACUGCAAGGGCAGAGACUUGUCUGAAUGGACUAGAGGCUGCAAACUUUAAUUCUUAGAAUUUAUACCAGCCUUUAUUUUUGCACUGCUUUUGCGCAAAACACUUUAUAAUCAAUAACUGAAGCUUAAAACUGUAUAAUCAUAUUUAAUUAACAAGAGCCUAAAAUCACAAUUAACUGUACAUUUAAGCAGUAAACUAUGGUCUAACCUGCUAUAAAUAUGUGUUUGGAGAAUUCUUUUACAAUAUGAUAACCUCUAUUUAAAGUAAACACAUGGUAUAAGCAAUAGGAGUAGACACGUUUUGUAAGUUGGUCUUCAGUCAUAAUAAAGUAAUUACAGAUAUAUUCAGCUCAAAAUAUUGCCUGCUACAAUGGCCCUUUUCUGAGAUCUGCUUAUUUACUGUCUGGUGUAUAGCCUUUAGUCUAUGCCUUGCUAUGUUUUUAUGCAACAUAUAAAAAUAAAAAGAACACUAUUUUGCUUCCGACCAAAGCUGAAUUAAUUUCUUUUUCUUGUGCUACCACGGCCUGUCAGCCAAGGCCCACUCCAUGCUUGGCUGAAGACCGUAUUACAUGGGUGAGCUGGUCACUUUUUCUUUUUAGCAAAGCAGAGAACAGGCUGCAGAUUAGCAUAUGGAGAGUAAGACUUGACAUGUGAUGCUUUAGAUUCACUUUUUGUUGCAUUUGUUUCUUUUGCUGCUUAUAAAAGGCACAUAGAGCUUUAUGCAUUUUUUAAAAGCUAGAACAUUUUGCUUUUUAAAAAACAAACAAAAAACACAACGCUAUGGAACAAAAAAUAAAACAAAGAAAAAAAGCACACUAUCUAGUGUGUUUCUUUUUGCCUAUUGACUUAAAGUGAGUAUAUGGCCCGCUGGGUAAAACACAGCAAUAAUGUUGUUUAUGUCUGAAAAAUACUAUUAAUGAAACUAUCCAAAAGUAUAUGCACCAAGACAGUGAGAAUCCAGUGUAUUACUAUUAAAAAAACAAUGUGGCAGGACUCUGAGAAAACAAUAGGUAAAGGUUUUGCUAAGUAUAGACCUACCAUGAAGUAUUUGUCUUCCCCCCCAUUUCAAGGGAAAUUGACUGAUAGAUCAACCCUACUAACCUGAUAUACAGGUGGUUAGUGUGGCUGAUCCUGAGUAAAACGAUAUAUUCCUUAUCCCAAUCCAUUCUGCAGUUCACAAGAUAUAGCAAAAGCUUGCAAUAUGCAAAUGAACUCUUAACUGGACAUGAGGCCGGUUUGAAGACUAUCUGCACCUAUGACACCAUCCCCUGAGUCAUGUUCACGUGGCCCCACUCAUUAAUAUUGAUCUUCUCCUUGAUAAGUACUGUGGCACAAACGGGACCUAGGGCAUGUCAUCAGAGGUGCAGGAAGUCAUGAUACCCACCCCUGGUACAGUUAAUAGUUUAAUGCAAGAUUGUGCUAUAUUCGGAAUGGCUAACUGGGUUGAUCAAUUUACUCAGGAUCACCCCCCC